This is a messenger RNA of Anopheles marshallii, 1740 nucleotides long. It is a transcript of the gene Tes, whose product is annotated as testin. Gene Ontology annotation, molecular function: zinc ion binding. The transcript has 3 exons. NCBI's taxonomy places the organism in Eukaryota, Metazoa, Arthropoda, Insecta, Diptera, Culicidae. The record is from RefSeq and is a predicted model, not a curated record. The coding region runs from base 1 to 1740 and encodes 579 amino acids.
AUGACCGAUUCCGGGAUAGAAUCUCCUGCCGCACCGGAAUGGUUGCUGAAACUCGAAAGCCGCCGAGAACAGAUUAAAGCGAAGCUUAGCCAUGAAAGCGGCAAUGGGGCACCUUGCAACGUGUGCGGAAGUUCUUGUCCGGGGUUGGAUUUACACUUCUGGCGUAAAAUCUGCCGUAACUGCAAAUGCCGCAAAGAGCAGCAUGAUUGCAUCGAUGAUGAUGUUAGUGGAUGGGCUCAGUUUGAAAUUUUGGGUGCCAUCCGUUCCAAGCCGGCAUACAUUCGCAUAUCGGAGCUAACCGACAAGCCGGUACAGUUGGCUUGGGUACCUCCGAACGUAACACCGGAACUGGCCUCGGAUUAUAUGCGUACGCUGGGUCAGCAGAACAUCCCGAUCGUUGGUAGUGAGGCGGCUGAAAAGCGUAAACAGCAGCUAGAAUAUCAAGUACCAGCGCACGAUCUCGACACGAACCUGUGCCAUAAUCUAACGCCGUACGAAGCCGGCCAGCUGAGUGACUAUGUGGAGAAGAUCAAAACGCACUGCGUUGGUCAGGGUACGGUAAUGCGUGUUGGGGGUGAUACGGCUGGUAUGUUGCAGUAUGGCACGGUGGUGCAACAGCCAACAGCGCAAACAGCUGGAAUGGCCACUAACAAUAUGACCGCUGUGAGCAAGGACUCGAAACGUCCUGACUAUAUGGAAAGUGGUGUGCUUUCUGACAAGAUGAAGUACAAAUUGAACCUGAUGGGAAUCAGCAGCUCGGAGAUGGUGGCUCAAGCAAUGCUGUACGAUCCGGCUACCGUGCUCAGCGGGGCGGAUAAGAGUAUACCGGAAGCCAUCGUGAAAUUCCACCAGGAAUACCAAGCGAAUCCAAAAUUUCGCGCCGAAAUGGAUCAUUUCAAGGAUCGCUUACAGUUCCCGAGUCGUCAAAUGGUCGACAACGAAUCGGUGCCAUAUGGUGAGAGUUCAACGAAUACGCACGGUGGUGCUUCGAUCGUACCGUCUGGCAGUAAUGAUUCCGGCUUCAGUUCUAUUCCGGUUAGUCCGCGCGAGGACGGCCCAUCACACGCUCAAUUGAUCGGUCCAUUGGAAACGAUGGGAUUGGGUGGUGAAAGUAUGCCACCAGCGCAACAAGCAGUGCGUGAUGCAGUUGCCAUGACAGCGCAUCGAUGCACGGGUUGUACACUUCCGAUCGUAGUUGGCGAAGUUGCAGUAAAGGUGGAUCGUGCAAGUAACAGUGAUCUAUCCAUCUGGCACCCGCAGUGCUUCAAGUGUAACCGGUGCGGUGAACUGUUGGCCGAUCUCGUAUACUUCUAUCACGGUGGUGCUGUGUACUGUGGGCGAGAUUUGGCAGCAAUCCUGAAAAUACCACGCUGUGCGGCUUGUGAUGAGCUUAUCUUCACCAAGGAGUACACGGCCGCCGAAGGGGCAACGUUCCACGUGCGCCAUUUUUGUUGUUACCAUUGCGAUGGUCCACUGGCCGGGCAGCAGUACGUGAUGGAUGAAAAAUCGGCUCAACCGCUUUGUUUACCGUGCUACAAGGGGCACUACGCGCAGACCUGUGCGACGUGCAAUCGGUGCAUCGGACCGACGGAACAGGGAGUCGGUUGGGACAAAAUUCACUGGCACAAGGAAUGCUUCCUGUGCAGUGGUAAACACUGCCAAAAGUCACUCAUUGGUGGGCGUUUCUGUGUGAAAGCGAACCGUCCGUACUGCAGUGCACAGUGUACGAAAGAUAUCUAG